GAUUAUGUCAGAUUUACAAAAAUAAAUCGUCAAGAGUUGAGGCGUUGAAGUUUGUUUUCACUUUUAUUUUGUUAUUAUAUUGUAAAUUGUAGUUGUUUUAUAUAAAAUUCAAACAUGGUUAUUAGAAUUUUCAGUUGGUUCGGUCUAGUUACUGUUAUUAUCAAUGGAUUGUUUGGUUUUGGGUGGUAUUUAACGUUUCUUGCGUUCAUCGUCUCAUUUCUGGCUGGGAUUGUAACAGUUCUUUACUUCACAUAUGACAGCAAAAGUAUAUUCUCAGUUGAUUUAGAUUGUUUGGAUGACCCAUUGCAACAGACAAACUUUUCUAUUCAAGUACCAAAGGUGCUAGAGUUAUUUAAAAAAGAAACUCCUUUGCCAAAAUUCGACAACAGAAUCACGGGUAGUGAGACCGUGGAUUCGUUCCUUAAUGAGAUUUUAACGAUAAUCAUCAACGAUUAUGUGUGUCCGUGGUAUGAGAUACUGACAAAUGACGAGGAACUUACGAACCAUUCCAUAAAACGAUUGGUGCUGGCUGCUGGUGCUAACGUAGCUAAUAGAGUGAAAUGUGUGGAUUGGAUCCACUUACUGUCCACCCGUUUUCCAGAAGAGUUGACAACACAUUUGAAACUGUUUAAACAGUCCAGAGUGAGGUUGAAACAUGUAGAUUUGAUGACUGCUAAAGAUGUGUCCAACGGUACUUCUAGACCGAGCCCCAAGAAACAAGAUGAUAGGAAAACUCAUAGACGAAAUAAAAGUGAUACUGACUUGUCAUGGCCUCCAGAUGCACAAACAUUUGGAAAGUCGAAGUUUUACGACAGUUCAGAGAACAUAAGCGGGAAGACCCUGAAGGAUAUAUUUUUUGAACUAGAAUGUUCUAUAGAGAACAGACAGUUGUGUCGUGAUAUUUAUUGUAUGGACUCCGAAAAGGAAUAUGAGUUACUAUGCGAAGUGUCCGAAGCUGUUCUAUACUUGGUCGCGCCUGAAGAAGCGUGGCGGUGUCACGCAUUGAAACUGAUUCUGAUUGAGUUACUGUCGGCUGUUGUACUGCGACCUAUGAUCAAUUUGUUGAGUGACCCUGAUAAUAUCAACAGGACUAUUUUACGAAGUUGUUGUCGAGAUUCCUGCCUACCCUCGGAGUUGUUCCUGGUCGUAAUCAGGUGCUGCACUGACGCUGAAGAAUUGGAUGCCACUGUAGAACUCGUACAAAAAGAUAUACAGAAAUUACAUUCCAGAGACAGUGCAGGCGAAUGGGAACUACAGGACAGACAGAAGCUUUCAUCCCUCCAAUACUUAAGCAGGAUAAUCCAAGCCAGAAGGGCUACCUUAGGACCACAAGAAGGUCUAUCACACACUACUACUCCUGACAAAGUUUCAGAAGAAGUUGCGAGGUCACUAAAGUUCUUAAGAGCAAGCACUGCUUGGAGAUCGAAUGCACAAUAUUUAUUGGAGAUUGAGUUGAAUGAGGCUGACGCACCCCACACUUCGAAAGCAGUGCUAGACAACUUAAGAUCAUCAGCAUUAGAGCUCUGCGACUUAUACUUGGCACCGAACAGGCCGACCGUGAUGGGUAUACCGGAGAACUGCUACGGCGAGCUGGUCAGGAAGAUCACUACCGAAGGCGAGGAGUUCACCAACAAUCCUGUCAACUGCUUCGAUGAGAUCCAGAAGUGUGUUUGUGAUGCUUUAGAGGACGAUCCAUCAUGGCAGAGCGAUUAUAUGAUGGACAGCGAAGAUAGUUCUGAUAAAAGCAGCGAAAUAAAAAAGGACGAGAAACCAGACAAGAAAUACAGCGACAAAUGCAAGAAAAUUAUGAAGUCAUGUUUGAAUCAGUUGCCUAAGUUGUUCGCCAAAUCGAAGUACAAGUUUGACCUGCCGAACAAGUCCUCAACGUUCCCUCGCUCCCUCACGCGAAGAGUACCAAGUAACAAGAACCACACACUACCUAAAUGCAAUGCGUUUGGCGAUGUACUACCUGUACCGGGAACGAGACAUAACAGGUCAAGAUCUGAUAUUGUUGGCAAUUUGGCGCAGAGGAUGAUGAUUAAUGAGGGUGCUGGUCCAUCUAAUUUGUCAUCAGCAAACAGUAGCAACCUUUCUCUUUCUCACUCCGAAAUAAGUAGAAACGCCAAAAACUUAAUGUCGCCAUUGUCAGCGUGUAUUAUUGAAACUGCUCUAGUACAGGACAAAGGACGUGCUUUCGGCAUAUACGCCAUAGCAGUGACCAGGCUAUCAGAUAACGAAGUGUGGCACAUAUACAGAAGAUACAGCGAUUUCUAUGAUCUACACUCUUCUAUUAAAGAUAAGUGGCCGGAAUUAAGCAGCCUCCCAUUCCCGGGAAAGAAAACGUUUCAGAAUACAUCUCGUACGGUUUUGGAAAGUCGGAAACGCAUGUUAAAUACUUACUUACAAACUUUGGCUAGUUUGGCCAGAGACGCCAAAUAUAUGACGUUGUUGUCUCCCGACUAUUUAGGAGGGUUCCUUAGUCCGGAAAAUCAGACUGAGAAACAUAGUAAUACGAUUGAUGCUCUCCUAGUGAAUUCUUUAAGAGCCGGCAUGAGAACGUUGAAGAACAUGCCCGAUCAGUUCGCUAACACCGUCGAUGGAGUUAUGGAUGGUAUUUCUAAAGUAUUCCAAGGGAAGAGCGAAGAAAACUAUUACGAUGGUUUUAAAAGUGGGAAUUCGUCUGACGGACAAGAGGAAAACGACGAGAGUGUGGCUCUGAAACUGUUUGAAGAAGUAUUAGGUAUAAGAGGUUUAUGGUUGAGAAGACGUCUGCUUGCUCCCAUCAGGACAUUGAUUGCAGAUAGAGUUAAUAAAAAGGUGCUAGAAUUCGUGUCGUCUUUAACGUCACCCCGCAACGUCGUUCAAUAUUUGAAGACAUUCAAGCAGUGGUUGACAAGUCGGAAUAGUUCGAGUAUCGGCAACAGAGACGCUGCAACAAAAGCCAGGACGCGAGUCGCUGCUAAAGUUGCCUUGCUAUCUGCUUGCUCAGAUGACUUGCGCCACAUAGUGGGCUCCGACACGGCUAGAAGAGGUUUGCUGACUGUAUUCGAUCUGUUCCAAAACCAGGAGAUUAAUAGAAGAUUGAUAUUUGUGCUGCUUGAAACAAUGCUAACAAACUUGUUCCCAGACAACAAUAUACCGGAAUUAUUUAAGAAAAUGUACUCACAUUCACCGCGCGUGCCUCCGCCCAAGAAAUCUGUCAACGUAUAACUAACAUACACACGGAUCUGUUGAUUUUCUUUGUUAUAUCUAUCUUUUUAUAACGUCAAACGUCCAUUCGUUUCAAUGUAUUUUUUAUACGUUGCUCAAGUUUUCUCUGUUUCUUAAUUUUGAACUCAAACUCGUCUGUCUAAGGUUGAUUUUGUUUGCAACUACUAUUUUGAGAUUCUUUUUGCGUAAAUUAGUGAUAUUUAUUCCGAAAACCGUCUUUAUUUAUUAGAAUAUUAAUUCAAGGCUUAUUUUGUGGUAAGAAAAUGUCCAUUGAGACCAACGAAGUAAUUUAUACAGCUUUUGGCUUUUUGGGCCAAGCGUAACCAGCGCCAUCUAGUAAGAUUUAUUUAAAUUAAUAUUUAUUCGAAUAUGGCUAUGCAUUUAUAAGGAGGUUCUACUUUUUAAUUAGUGCAGUGCCAAAGACAUUAGUCAUUAUUUAAUUGGCAAUGUUAUAAAUAUAAAUACGAAAUUGUGAUAUAUAAAAAUGUACCUAAAAUGAAAUUCUAAAUAUUAGUUAAUCUAUGGCAAUUAUUAAUUAGUAAAAUAUACAAUUGAAUAGUUAAUUUUACAAUCUGAUUAUGAUAAAUACGACGGUAAUCUUUUCUGUUUCGAAUGUUCUUAGUGAAUUAUUUAUUUUUUUAUUGUAAUUGAAAUUGCAGCUGUUACGUGAAAUAGGUAACUGAAAUAAAAUGUUAAUUAUAUUCACUUUUGUAAUUUUAUGUUUGGAAUAGACUAUCUUGUUGAUCAAGUGAACAUAAGGGCAACUUUGGUCAGCAAAAACUAGCUUUGAAGUCGAUUCUCAGAUUGAAAAAAGAUGUUACAUUUUAUAUGUGCAUCUAGUACUUUAUUUUGUGGAACAAAGGGAGUGAUGUUUGUGCUAUGUUAGAAUUAAUUUGCAACCAAAAUUUUGACUUAAACAUGUUUAUUUAAAGCUAAUGAGGAACGCUGAAGUUAUUUAUUUUAUAAUUUUGUAAGUGCGUCAAUGAGCCAUAAUAUUGUAAUUUUAUUAUUUGAAUGUUUUUAUUUUUCUCUCGCUCUCGGGAUUGAUUCCCGGGUUGUGCAAAGUAUUAUUGUGUUUUUUUUAAUAAUAUAAAGUUGGAAAUGUGCCCUAUGUAUAAACAAUAGUUAAGUCCUCUAUAACAUAGGACUUAUUUAUAACAUAACUGGCGAUAAGUGUUAUGUUAUGUUUAAAAGAUAUCUCAAUAAAAUAAAAUAAUUAUUUAUAUAAAUGAAUGAAAAGCAAUAAUAGUAAUAAAUGAUAUUUAACAAAUACAUAUCAUGAGUUCACAAUAAUAAUUCUAUUAUAUUUAUAGUUACACUACAUUCCAUUGAUACAGAUUAUUAAUAUAUUUUAUUGUAAUUAAGUACCUAAGUAUUUAUUUGAUUUAUUAAUAAAGGAUUUUUUAUUAAA
Molecule: messenger RNA, 4621 nt
Organism: Spodoptera frugiperda (fall armyworm)
Lineage: Eukaryota; Metazoa; Arthropoda; Insecta; Lepidoptera; Noctuidae
Product: sorting nexin-13
Exons: 23
Coding region: 115-3210 (1031 amino acids)
Cellular component (GO): early endosome
Molecular function (GO): phosphatidylinositol binding
Source: RefSeq, a predicted model, not a curated record